CGUCCUGAUAUCACUCCGCUGGCAUGGAGGAGGAGGAGGAGGUGGAGGAGCGAGAGGAGGAGGAGGAGGCGGCGGCGGCGGCGAGCAGUUGAUCAUUGUGAUGGUGGCAGGAGCAGCGGCGGCAGCGGCAGCCCAGCCGAGCGUUAGGGGCUGCUCUCCGCGCGGCGUUUUGCAAAGGACUUCACCGAUCUACUUUUGCAGUCGCCUCGGACUGUCCAUGUGUUUACUUCCCCCAGCCCGAGGAUUCGAUAUCUAGGUUCCUGUGAAAUGCAACUGAGCAGCCAAAGUACUUUGAGAACACGGGGCGGCAUAAACACCAAAACUUUUUUGUGGAAGGAAAAUGCAAUAAGCAAGCUUGCCGUUUUCCGAUGCGGUGUGGAGUGAGUGUGUGUCGCGCGUGUCCGCACUGGAGGCAUAUGCUUGUGUGUGUACAUGGGGUGUGUUUUUCGGUACGUAGGGAGAAAAUGCUUGCCAACCACCGGAAAUCUCCUGGAAUUUAUUAGAAAAUAAUGGAUUAUAAAAAGAAGGCAGGCGAGGAGCGGAUCUCCCCUUGAGUUGCAACCCGAUUUGCUGCUGGCUCAGUUUGUUGAUUCUUUUUGUUGAUAGGUGUCUGAUGGCAUUCUGAUCCCCCCUUUUUUCUCCUUGAGCUUUACAGUUUAAAAGAAAAAGGGAAACAAAAAAAAACCCACCCCCAAAUCUCUCCCCCUUUUUUUUUCGCCCCGUCGGGAUCGCUGUUUCCAUCCAUGUGCUUGCGUCUCCCCCGCGUUCCACUUAAACUAUUUUAAUCCUUGGACCCAAGGAGGAGGCUGAUAGGGAGGUGGAUAAAAAAAGUUCUUCCAAAAUAGUGUGCCCGGGGAGCAGGAUGGGGGAUUUCGCAGCCCCCGCUGCUGCCGCGAAUGGCAGUAGUAUUUGCAUCAACAGUAGCCUGAACAGCAGCCUCGGCGGGGCCGGGAUCGCUGUGAAUAAUACUCCCAAUAGUACUCCAGCUGCUCCGAGUAGCAAUCACCCCGCUGCCGGCUGCGGCGGCGGCGGCUCCGCGGGCCCCGGGGGUGCCUCGGCGGCGGUUCCCAAGCACAGCACCGUGGUGGAGCGGCUCCGCCAGCGCAUCGAGGGCUGCCGGCGGCACCACGUCAACUGCGAGAACAGGUACCAGCAGGCUCAGGUGGAGCAGCUGGAGCUGGAGCGCCGGGACACCGUGAGCCUCUAUCAGCGCACCCUGGAGCAGAGGGCCAAGAAAUCCGGCGCCGGCACCGGCAAGCAGCAGCACCAGAGCAAACCCCAGCAAGAUGCGGAGGCUGCCUCGGCGGAGCAGAGGAACCACACGCUGAUCAUGCUCCAAGAGACUGUGAAAAGGAAGUUGGAAGGAGCCCGAUCACCUCUUAAUGGAGACCAGCAGAAUGGUGCUUGCGAUGGGAGUUUUUCUCCAACUAGCAAGCGAAUACGAAAGGACAUUGCCACAGGGAUGGAAGCCAUCAGCAACAUGCCACUACCUUCCGCUUCUCCUCUUCACCAACUUGACCUGAAGCCUUCUUUGCCCUUGCAGAAUAGCGGCACUCACCCUCCCGGACUUCUGGAAGAUCUAAGUAAGAAUGGUAGGCUCCCCGAGAUUAAACUUCCUGUCAACGGGUGCAGUGACCUGGAGGACAGCUUCACCAUCUUGCAGAGCAAGGACCUCAAGCAGGAACCUCUAGAUGACCCCACUUGCAUAGACACAUCAGAAACGUCUCUUUCAAAUCAGAACAAGCUAUUCUCGGACAUUAACUUAAACGACCAGGAGUGGCAAGAAUUAAUAGACGAGCUGGCCAACACGGUUCCUGAAGAUGACAUCCAGGACCUGUUCAAUGAGGACUUUGAAGAGAAGAAGGAGUCAGAAUUCUCGCAGCCGGCGACCGAGACCCCGCUCUCCCAGGAGAGUGUGAGCGUGAAGAGCGACCCCUCUCACUCUCCUUUUGCACACGUCUCCAUGGGGUCUCCCCAGGCGCGGCCUUCUUCCUCCGGUCCUCCCUUUUCUGCCAUCUCCACGGCCACUAGUUUACCCUCCGUUGCCAGCACGCCCGCCGCUCCAAACCCCGCCAGCUCACCAGCAAACUGUGCUGUCCAGUCCCCGCAAACUCCAAACCAAGCCCACACUCCAGGCCAAGCUCCACCUCGGCCCGGAAAUGGUUACCUCCUCAAUCCGGCAGCAGUGACAGUGGCUGGUUCAGGGUCGGGCCCCGUGACUAUGCCCAGCUCCGACAUGUCCCCAGCGGAGCAGCUAAAACAGAUGGCUGCACAGCAGCAGCAAAGGGCGAAACUCAUGCAGCAGAAGCAGCAGCAGCAGCAACACGCGAAUCAGACUUCCAGUUGGUCUCCUUUAGGGCCACCAUCCAGUCCAUAUGGCGCAGCUUUCACUGCAGAAAAACCAAAUAGCCCCAUGAUGUACCCCCAAGCCUUUAACAACCAAAACCCUAUAGUGCCUCCAAUGGCAAACAACCUGCAGAAGACGACAAUGAAUAACUACCUCCCUCAGAAUCACAUGAACAUGAUCAAUCAGCAGCCAAAUAACUUGGGUACAAACUCCUUAAACAAACAGCACAAUAUUCUCACUUAUGGCAACACUAAGCCUCUGACCCAUUUCAAUGCAGACUUGAGUCAGAGAAUGACGCCACCCAUGGCCAACCCCAACAAAAACCCCUUGAUGCCGUACAUCCAGCAGCAGCAGCAGCAGCCACAGCAGCCGCAGCCACAGCCACAGCAGCAGCCGCCGCCACAGCUCCAGGCUCCCAGGGCACACCUGAGUGAGGACCAGAAACGCAUGCUUCUCAUGAAGCAGAAAGGGGCGAUGCACCAGCCCCUGGCGUACGCGGCCCUUCCGUCCCACGGGCAGGAGCAGCACCCGGUCGGGCUUCCCCGGACCACCGGCCCCAUGCCAUCCUCCGUGCCCCCAGGCUCAGGCGGCAUGGUCUCUGGCGCCAGUCCUGCAGGUCCCGGCUUCCUGGGCAGCCAGCCCCAGGCAGCCAUCAUGAAGCAGAUGCUCAUCGAUCAGCGGGCCCAGCUGAUGGAGCAGCAGAAGCAACAGUUCCUGCGGGAGCAGAGGCAGCAGCAGCAGCAGCAGCAGCAGCAGCAGCAGCAGCAGAUUCUGGCCGAGCAGCAGCUGCAGCAGCCACACCUGCCCCGACAGCACCUCCAGCCGCAGCGGAGCCCGUACCCGGUGCAGCAGGUCGGCCAGUUUCAAGGUUCUCCGCAGGAUAUCGCGGCUGCGAGGAACCAAGUAACCCUCCAGAACAUGCGGACGUCGCGGCUGAUGGCCCAGAACACAGGCAUCAUGGGAAUGGGACCCUCGCAGAACCCAGGGACGAUGGCCACGGCCGCCGCGCAGUCAGAGAUGGGACUGGCCCCGUACAGCACCACGCCGACCAGCCAACCCGGAAUGUAUAAUAUGAGCACAGGAAUGACCCAAAUGUUGCAGCACCCAAACCAAAGUGGCAUGAGCAUCACACACAACCAAGCCCAGGGGCCGAGGCAACCCGCCUCCGGGCAAGGGGUCGGGAUGGUGAGUGGGUUCGGUCAGAGCAUGCUGGUGAACUCGGCCAUGACCCAGCAGCAUCAGCCGAUGAAAGGGCCGGUGGGCCAGGCCUUGCCGAGGCCCCAGGGCCCGCCCAGGCUGCAGAGCAUUAUGGGAACGGUCCCGCAGGGAGCCCAGAGCUGGCAGCAGAGGAGCUUACAGGGGAUGCCCGGGAGGACUAGUGGAGAACUGGGUUCGUUCAACAACGGCGCCAGCUACCCACUUCAAGCCGGCCAGCCGAGGCUGGCCAAGCAGCACUUCCCACAGGGACUGAGCCAGGUCGUGGACGCUAACACCGGCACGGUGAGAACCCUCAACCCGGCUGCCAUGGGUCGGCAGAUGAUGCCGCCCCUCCCAGGCCAGCAAGGCACCAGCCAGGCCAGGCCGAUGGUCAUGUCUGGCCUAGGCCAGGGCGUCCCCGGUAUGCCCGCGUUCGGCCAGCCCCCAGCACAGCAGCAGAUGCCCAGUGGCAGCUUUGCCCCAAGCGGCCAGAGCCAAGCCUAUGAGCGGAACGCCCCUCAGGACAUGUCAUACAGUUACAGUGGCGAGGCGGCCGGGGCUUCCUUCCCUGGUCUCUCAGACAGUGCCGACCUCGUGGACUCCAUCAUCAAAGGUGGGCCGGGGGACGAAUGGAUGCAGGAGCUCGACGAAUUGUUUGGAAACCCCUAGUCAGGAGGGGCCCCGAGAGCCACAACUCCAGUGGUGAAAGCAUAAAACGUGAAAAAGAAACAGGAUGUGGAUCCAUCCUCGUUUUUUUUUGUUUUUUUGACCCACGUAAACUGAGCAAAACUGCAGCUGGCUGACGGUGGAAGAUCCAGGUGCCAAUCCACGGCUCCGCUGGGCCUCGUUUCGCCUGAUUUUCACACAGCAGUCAAGACGAGAUGCCGGUGCAGAUUCCAGCUGCAAGAGAGGAAGACACAGCAGAGGCAGGUGGGGAAGACGCCUGAGCCCCCUGCUCGGCGCACUCUCCGACCGCCUGGCCCCAGGCGCCGAGACUGCAGCUUUGGAGACACAAGAGACAGAGCCGCGGGCCAGGGAGAGCCCCACAGAGGCUGCUGGGUGGUCGCACAGGUCGGAAAUGCACUGAGCUCCAGCUGGAAGGAGACGCCAGGCGUGGAGACCUGCUGCCGCGCGUGGAGGGCGGGCAGGAGGAGCAGCGACGUGUCGCAGGGACACCGCAUAGGGUCCUGCAGGCCUGUCUCCCGCCCCUGAUGACUCUCAGAAAUCUCAGAGGCUUGCUUUCAGCUGCCUCGCAAGGACAGUCAAGUGAGCUGGGAGGAAGGCCCGUCCUGGGCGCAGCCCUCUGCUGGUGACCACGGUGGCCAGCACUCCGGGUGGUUGGGCUGGAGCCUCCUGGAAGCCCUUACGAUAGUGACACAUCAAGGCAGUUGCCGUCUACUUCCGACGCCACAGGGUGGGGAGACCCUGGCAGAUGCUCCGUGCCUGCCAGCGCGGCCGCCUUUCUUCCCAGCCCCUGCCCUCGUCCUUCCUUGUGUUCACCCCAGUGCCCUUGCAGCUUCUCGCCGACUAUCCAAAAAGAAAUGAAGCUUUCGUCUUUAGGGAGCCUGGGCAGCAUCAAAAUAAAUGCAAGACGACUUCGGACAGUGCCCGAAAAGCAAAGGUGACAGUGGCAUUUUCCUUCUCUACCCACGUGUAGAGUUGAAUGAAUAGUUGGUCUCUGCCUGGAACUGUGCAGGCUGCUCUGAUGCUCGGUGGGUUUACGCGUGCCACAUCCGAUACUUCUGGUGUACCCAAGGAGGACCGGCCUGGAGCUCGCCGACUUGGGCUCCCUUUGGGACAAUCCCGGGGUUGAUGCUCUGAACUCGGCCUUGCCCUUAAUCCCUACUCACCAGAAAGACAAAUCUGAACCCCUGAGAGGCAAGGCGCGGAAAACUCAAUUGCUCCACCUUCUACAUUUUGAUAAUAAAAGGGAGGAAGAAAUGGUUCCUUUCAUAUGGGCAAAGUAAUCCACUUCAAAACACCUGUACAGUUGUUUCCUUUGUAAUUCACUGAACUCUGCCCUAACUGAAGUCUGUGUCGGAAGGGAUCAACAACCUCCGGGAUCACAAGGCUUGUCUCUUAUUUACAAGGACUUAUCUGUCCCGCGUUGAAAGCCAUGUGGCAUAACCCUUGUCCUAAGCCAGGGAGAGCGGUGUGUGCUUUUCUCCUCCCACACGCUUCCUCCAUGUCCGAACGACUGGCUCCCUUCUGUGCAGUCACACGCAGCUCGCCACACCGGAGCCCGGGCUGGGUGCCAUGGACAGCUGGGCCGGCUGCACCCGGAGGAAGGUCUCAAGAAGGGGGGUUCGGAUAGAAAGCUGGGGGCAGAGGAUGUAAAGAGGCAGCAGGCAGGCAAGCGCUUCACUUGACUUGCUUGCCAGGUACCAAGGUCAUGGGUCUCCUCAGCAAAGGGCAGGAUGGAGGCAGAGGCGGCCAGGUGGGGAAGAGCCAAGGGCCACGCGCUCUCUGGGAAGUGGUGGUGUCGGGAGGACAGUGAACUCCCUGUGUGGGAAACUGUUGAAUGGAAGCAGAUGAAAACCAAAAAACAAAAAAAAAAGUAAGCGAAAGAGAAGACACGGAAUACACGUUUACCUUCUUCUGAAAGGUACGGGAAAUAUAUAAGCAAAGAUGAGAAGCUAGAGGUGGCUGGUGGAGGUGCGGCUCCAUUAUCCUAAAAGCUUCCUCCACGUGCUGAGUCCUGGGACCAACUACAUAGAGAGGUAGAUUUUAAUAAGGUGGUUUUGUUUCGUUUCUGUUUUUACUACGGUGCUGAUGUAUAUGUAAUGUCUAAAAAAGUUAUUUGUAAAUAAGUUUUUACAAUACUGCAGAUAUCACUGGGUCUACUAUCUGUAAAAAAUAUACAUAUAAAUAUAUAUAUACUGUUUGUUUAAAAUAGAGUAUUUUUAUUUCAUUCCUUAACUCAUCGUCACAGCAGUGGUAUUGCACUUCAGAUGACAUCUAAUUACUAAUUUGUACUGUAUGACCUAUGGCAACUUGCUCCAUUUUAUUCAGAUUUUUCUAGUUUUCUGUUUUUACUUUGUACAUUGAGCAUUGCUUAUUUCCUUUUAAAAAUGUACAGACCUCUGAAAUGUAGAAAUGAAGUGAUGUUGACAUACCACUUUUAAAGAAAAAAAAAUAAAAAGUUAUC
This is a messenger RNA of Pteropus alecto (black flying fox), 6692 nucleotides long. It is a transcript of the gene MAML3, whose product is annotated as mastermind like transcriptional coactivator 3. Gene Ontology annotation, molecular function: transcription coactivator activity. Gene Ontology annotation, biological process: positive regulation of transcription of Notch receptor target; Notch signaling pathway. The transcript is spliced from 5 exons. Gene Ontology annotation, cellular component: nuclear speck; nucleoplasm. NCBI's taxonomy places the organism in Eukaryota, Metazoa, Chordata, Mammalia, Chiroptera, Pteropodidae. Bases 863 to 4213 code for a protein of 1116 amino acids. The record is from RefSeq and is a predicted model, not a curated record.